GUUCAAGCCUUUGGAGCUCACAAGGGGCCAGGGCUUGCUCCUGCAAUUGUAAACAACCUCAGUGGCUCUAAUUAAGCUGCUGGUGGUGUGCAACCUGCAGUGCUGGACAGAGGUGUUCUUUAGGUACCGAGAAGCUUCAUGCUACCAAUAUGGGGCAUAAAGUGAUUGUAUUUGACAUUUCUGUCAUAAGAGGAUUGUGGGAAACACGUGUCAGGAAGCAUCAAGAACGGCAGAAGAAGGAAGCCGAAAGAUUAGAGCAAAGUGCUUUGGAAAAGAUAAAAGAAGAAUGGAAUUUUGUUCAAGAGUGCAGGAACAAAGGCAUUCCCCAAUCUGUAUACUGCAAGAAUGGUUUUGUGGACACCAAUGCGAGGCUUUUGGAGAGGAUAGAAAAGAACUCAUCACUGACAAAGGCAUCACUUUCCAAGGACAGAGGAAAAAGAAAAAAUAAAUUCAUUUUUGAACUUUCAGGGACAGAGUGGAAGGAACUCCCAGAUUUCCUCCGGGAACAGACCCAUCUGAAAGAAUGGCACAUCGAAAAUACCCUGAUUCAGACUAUUCCUACUUAUAUUCAGCUCUUUCAGGCGAUGAGAAUUCUGGAUUUGCCAAAAAACCAGAUCACACAUCUUCCCGCUGAAAUUGGUUAUUUGAAGAGCCUGAAAGAACUCAAUGUGAGAUUCAACCAUCUGAAGAGUGUUCCUCCAGAAUUAGGAGACUGUGAAAAUUUGGAGAAACUGGAUUUGUCUGGAAAUCUAGAAUUAACAGAGCUCCCAUUUGAACUAAGUAAUUUGAAACAAGUUACAUUUAUAGAUGUGUCAGCAAAUAAAUUGUCCAGUAUUCCCAUAUGUGUUCUCCGGAUGUCAAAUUUACAGUGGUUGGACAUUAGCAGCAAUCACCUAAAUGAUCUUCCACAAGAUAUAGACAGGCUGGAAGAACUUCAGACCUUCCUCUUACAUAAAAACAAACUGACCUACCUUCCUAAGGCUUUGCUCAACUUAACAAAGCUCACCUUGUUAGUAGUCAGUGGGGAAGAUUUGGUGGAGAUUCCAACAGCUAUUUGUGAAUCAAGCACUUUAAAAUUUGUAAGCCUCAUGGAUAACCCAAUUGGCAAAACCAACUAUCAAGACAGUGAAGAAAUGACAGGAAGUGAGCAAGAUCGUCAGCAUUUUGAAAAGGAGUUUAUGAAAGCAUACAUCGAAGAUCUAAAAGAAAGAGAAUCUGUUCCUAGCUAUACCACAAAGUUAUCAUUUAAUCUUCAACUUUGAUAUCAUCCUGCUGGAAGACAGAAAAAUCCCUUGGUGGUUAUGAGUGGAAAGCUUUGGUGUUCUGAACUAACUCAACUGUCUUUUAAGUACAACAGACUCAUUUCUUUUUUCAUGCAUAAGAGCAAUGGCAUGUGCUUUAGAACGAAACUUAAGAAACUAAUAGUUUAAAAGUCAUUAUUUAAUGUUUUAGAAAAUAUGUGAUUUUUAAAGUUGCAUUUUUACAGACCAAAUUCAUAAGCUGACAGUAUUGUUUUAAAAAAUAUAGGAGUAAGUUAUAUUGUAUAAAGUGUUCAUAUUAGACCAUUUUGCUCUUUUAAACAUGAUUUGUAAAGUUUUAUUUUUUUAGAAUUAUUUUCCUUGGUUUAUACAAACUGUUCUUUCCGUGGAUUUUAAAUGAUACUGUAGGAAAUGGAGGCUUCCACAUCUGUAUCACAUAGCCAAUUCAAUAAAUAUUUAUUACAUGCUGACUAUGUUCUAAGCAUUGUGCUAUGUGCUGGGUAUCUAAUUAAUAAAAAGAAAGACAAUCUUGGUCUUCAAGAAGAUUAUAACCUAAUGCAGGAGGGCAGAUAACAAAAAAGGAAUCAGAAAUGAGGGUGAGAUGAAGUAGGGACUAGGGGUUACCUAGGUAUGGGAAAAUAUUGUUCUAUGGAGUUAAAACCAGGUAGAGCAGCAGAUGCAGAGUGCAGUGUGGCAAUUCAAAAUUUGAGAGACAUGUUAUCUGGGUAAUUUAAUCAUUUUACUAAUAUGGCCAGCAGGUUAUUAAUAAAAUGAGGUCUAUGGGCAUCUCUCUCAGACCUAAGACCUCUUCCUCAUGGUCAUGUCUGAUUCAUAUACUUUUUCCCCUGUAGGAGAUACAUCACCCAGCUAUCAAAUCUAAUUGGUUAGCAUAAUUUGGAGGUAGGUUAUAUUAAAAUGAAGUUGGGAGGAGCAGUUAGGUGGUGCAGUGGAUAAAGCACCAGCCCUGGAUUCAGGAGUACCUGAGUUCAAAUCCGGCCUCAGAUACUUGAUACUCACUAGCUGUGUGACCCUGGGCAAGUCACUUAACCCCAAUUGCCUCACCAAAAAAAAAAAAUGAAGUUGGGGGAUAUGUGACUCAAGUAAAGAAUACAUAAGGAAGAAAUGUAGAGACACCCACCCAAGCUGACACAAUAGUUCCCAAUUGGAACUGGUUCAUACAGGCCAAAUCUCAUCUGUAAAGUCCUUCAGUUUAUCUAGACAAAAGAAUCUUUUUGUGAGCUUCAGGUUGGGGUGGAUUUGACCUAGAUGAGAUUUGAUAGAGUCUCUCAAAGAGAGUUUGUCUUUGGGCAGAGGGAAGAGAGAACUAAAAAGGGGAGAUCUCUGGGUCCCCCAAGAUAAUUGAUUAUUAAUAAUUAUUUCUCAGAGGAGUGAACUUCUGCCCUCUAUAAAGAAAGGCAUUGGGAGGAUAAGUGUAUUAUAUAAACUACACAUGGGACUGCUUAGAGUAUUGAAAAAGGGUAUUUGAAAGAGUUUUCAAAGGGCUAGGGUUGGAGGAGGUUGGUUAAUGCCUAUGAGAAUCAGCUGCUUUUCAGGCUUAUUCCUCUUUUUCCUUUCUUAUUCUAAUUUCAUAAACUCAUGAAGCAGUCCUUCAGUUCUGCAGUUUAAAUUCUUGUGACCAAACACUGAAUUAUGGAGAAGUGAUAGUAUUGUUGAAACUUCUUCUGACAAUAACAACAGCAACAACUGACCUUUAUAUAGAACAUUAGAUACGUUAUUUCAUUUUUGCCAUUUAAUUACAUUGUGCAGUAGGUAUUCCAGAUAUUUGCACUUUACGGAAGAGGAAAUCAAGCCUCAAGGAAGUGAACUGACUUGGCAGUGUUCACACAACUAGUAAGAGUCAGAGGUAGAAUUUGAACUCUAAUGUCUUUGCACAGUAGUAUUAACUCUUUUCUUAUUAUGCCCCACUGUCUGAAGUAAAUCUAUUUCUGUUCACUGUAAGCCAAUUUCUUCUCAUUACAACAAAUAGAAGAAGAUUUUACAUGGUCAAAGGUGGAAUAUAAAUAGAUACAAUCAUGGAAACCAUUCUAAUAUAGGGUGUUUAAUAGUUUACUGUUACAAUUAAAGAAAUUUCUUGCAAAUAGAUUAAAAUAUUAAGGAAAAGUGAAAUAAUAUUACUAUAACAUUAAAUGAAUAUUUUAAAAAUUAUUUUUGAACCAAAUUUAAUGUCUUUAAUUGUGUAAUAUUAAUGAUUUUAGAAGUUGUUUAUUGACCCUGUAAGGUAAAUUUUAUAAAGAACAAUAUAAAAAUGCUUCUUUACUCAGUAGAAAAUGUGAAUUUGCAUAUGAAUCAAAUCUGCAUAAUUUACUUGUAAUUUUGUUUCAAUAAAGUUAGUGUUUUAUGCAAAAAAAGUAUGCCUCAUACAUGAAUGAAUGUCAAAAAAGUUUUAAUAAACUAUAAGUAUUUUGAUGUUAAUCUAUGCCAAAGAUUAAAAAUAUAAUUUGAAUAUAUGUUUAUAGAUACUAUUUAAUUGAUAUGUUAAUAUAAAUAUAAACAAAAUUGUUCAAAAAGGGAUGUAAACAUCAAUGAAAGUAACUAGUAGAUUUUAAUACAGUGCGAUAAUACUGUUUGUUCUGAGGAAGUUAAAAAUGUAAAUGAUGCAUUGCAAGCUAGUAAAUGAUUUGGAAAAGAAAUUUACAUAGAAGAAUGUAAAUGGGACCAUUAAUGCAACUUAACUCAAUGAGGAAAAAAAGAAUUCUUUGUAAGAAAAGUUCCUAUCUUUAGGAAGGUUAUUAUUACCAUGUCUCAAAUGAAGAAAAUU
Dromiciops gliroides (monito del monte) is the source of this 4038-nucleotide messenger RNA. RefSeq names its product leucine rich repeat containing 2 (gene LRRC2). Gene Ontology annotation, molecular function: protein binding. The transcript has 9 exons. Bases 150 to 1262 code for a protein of 370 amino acids. Lineage: Eukaryota; Metazoa; Chordata; Mammalia; Microbiotheria; Microbiotheriidae. The record is from RefSeq and is a predicted model, not a curated record.